Messenger RNA from Geodia barretti, 2058 nucleotides. The record is from the annotation of a GenBank genome assembly. Lineage: Eukaryota; Metazoa; Porifera; Demospongiae; Tetractinellida; Geodiidae.
CAUCUUCCGUUUUCACUUCACCGGGUGUCUUCGUUACUGUUUGUUGAGAACGUAGGGAUAAUGUGGCGCUCUAUCGCUGCGGGUUGUCUCCUUCUCUGCGCGGCCCAAUUCGCCUGGAGCUUGGGAGAGUACUCGCGAACGGCCAGUUACGAUGACCAGAUCGUCGUCCGAUGUACCGACAAGCUAAAAGGGACCAUCCAGUUGCUCCAACAGAACACGGAUCUGUGGCACGUCGGUCAGGACACCGUGGACCUCCGCAUGGCCCGGCGGACGUUUGCCAGGGUCCAGCAAUACAUCCCCGAGUGUCGUGUCCUCAUUGACAACGUCGAGGAGCACAUACAACAGGCAGAGGCCGAGAUGUUCCCGGCCAGACUCCAGGAAGAGGAGGUGUGGGCACAGUCUGUACUGGAGAGUGUCCUCAAUACAAAGGCAAGUCUAGCCGAGUGCCAAGCGGCGAUAGAGAACUGGGAGAAGGCCAGGUUCCAGGAAGGAACCAACGCUUGGUUUCAAGAAUACCAUACCUACGAUGCAAUAGUCAUGUGGUACCAGAAGGAGGCAGAAGAGCACCCAAACCUGGUCCGCUACGUCAGAGUAUAGGUCAGAGCUACCUGGGCCUCGACAUGCCCGCUGUUCACAUCACGGCAAGUAGCAACCCCGAGAGGAAGAAGAUUUACUUCCAGUGCCAGAUCCACGCACGUAAGUCCCCCUCAUAUCUCCUUCCCCACGCCCUCUCGUUUACAAUAUUAUCGGAGUUGGGUUGUUAGAGACAAACUUUCUUUUAGUUUGGAUUCUAGAAGAGGGGUUCCAUGUACAUUUACUGUGUCUAUCCACUUAGCUACCAAGUGCCUCCAGCUAAGCUCAACUGUGUGAAGAGACUUUGCACACCCUCUUUAGAAUUAUUAGUAUACGUGAAAUGACCUAUAUGUGCUGUUUUGUUUUUUACGAGUCUACGUUGGUUUGUUUUCCAGGAGAGUGGAUAUCCGGGGCGGUCUGUAUGUACAUUGUGGAUCAGAUGGUCACCCUUUAUGAUGAAUCAGACCCUCAGGUUACUGGGAUCCUUGACAGUGCGGAAAUAAUUCUAAUCCCUUUCGUCAAUCCCGAUGGAUAUGUGUAUACGUGGGCCCACGAUCGACUUUGGAGGAAAAACCGUCGGACGGUUGGGUCGCAGAGCGGGAGACCUAAUCCCUGUGUGGGUGUUGACAUCAACAGAAACUUCCCAGAGGGCUGGAGAGAGGGAGGAAAAAAGUCCAACAACCCGGUCGAGUGUUCAGAAGACUAUGGCGGACCGAACCCCAUGUCAGAACCAGAGACUAGGAACAUCAUCAACUAUUGGAAGGCCAACGGACCCAUUGUGGGAGCUAUCGACUGGCAUUCCUAUGGACAACUCAUUCUUCAUCCCUGGGCCUUUACGAAGGACGACCCUAAGCACGAUGAACAGAUUAAGCAACUCGGAAGUAAUAUGGCCAAAGCUAUUAAAGAGGUCCAUGGUACUGACUAUACAUCAGAGAAAUCCAUUGAUCUCUACCAGUGUUUUGGAAUAGCUAGCGACUGGUUUUACGGCGACGAUGCAUCUUCCACCAACGGAGGUUACAGAGCUGUUGGAUAUGUCAUUGAACUGAGGGACACUGGAACUAAAGGAUUCCUCCUGCCUCCUGACCAGAUACUUCCAACGGGGCAGGAGAUAUUCCCAGCUGUCCUCCUCUUUGCCAAGACUCUCCUGGAACACCCCAUCUCCUAUGCCGCCCACGAUGCAAUGGUUCAGAGCGAGGGGUUUUCACCCAUGAGGUUCCGUGGUCGCUAUGGCUCUCAGUACAACAGCUGAUAUAUGUCGUGGACACUCAACAUCGCCAGUAAUACACGUUACGUCGUCUCCUCUGGGUCAUGAAUCAUUCUUAUCAUUAUUAUUAUAGUGUACUUCAUUGUAGUCGUCUAAUAUUAGAGAGAUUGUAAACAUUAAAAAUGGAGAAACAUUAACUAAACAUUUGUCGCUGAAGUCUCAAACCUAAGUUGCAGGAAUUUUGCGGAAUAAUGGUACUCCAACAAAAUAUAUUUUUUGUG